Messenger RNA from Calidris pugnax (ruff), 2889 nucleotides. It is a transcript of the gene NSUN6, whose product is annotated as NOP2/Sun RNA methyltransferase family member 6. Gene Ontology annotation, biological process: RNA methylation. The record is from RefSeq and is a predicted model, not a curated record. Lineage: Eukaryota; Metazoa; Chordata; Aves; Charadriiformes; Scolopacidae. The transcript has 15 exons. The coding region runs from base 861 to 2270 and encodes 469 amino acids. Gene Ontology annotation, molecular function: methyltransferase activity; RNA binding.
UGAGGCGGGAGCGUUGCCGGGCUGUGCUGGCAGCGGCCCCUUUCUUUCCCCUCACCCAAGCCGUUACGGCACCGGCUGCUCCGAGACACAGACCCCCGACACCGGGAGACAGGCUGUCGCAGCGGCUUUGCGCCGCAGCAAAGCGGGCCCUGCCCGCGGUGGAAACCCCUGCUGCCGCCCCUCAGCGGCGGCACGGGCACCGCUCAGCCCAGGCCAGGGCUGGGUGGGCUCUGGGCCGGCCUUGCUGCCGCCCUUCCCGCGCCCCGGAGAGGGGUGGGUGGGUGUGUGUGUGUGUGUGUGUGUCCCGCCGCGCCACAGCCCCGCGAUCGCUCCCCUCAGCCCCCGCCGCGGCCUGUCCGGUUCCCGUGCUAACAGCCGGGCCGGCACCGCCCUGCGCCGCGGUACUUCCUGCCGCCGCCCCGGAGGAGGCGGGACCGGCCCGGAGCGCGGCGGUCCGUGUCUCCCUGGAAUGGCGGUGUGCCCCACGAAGGUGCACUGCCUACCGAGUAGCCCUGGGACCCCUGUGAGGCUGUGGGGAGCUGUGGCCUCCAGGCGCUUGGGGGAUUUCACUAAGGGGGAGGAUGGGGGAAUAAAGGAAGCAGCCCCAAAUUCUGCUCCCUACAGCAGCGAGCUGGCCGGCUCCUUGCUCGUGUGGAGAAAAGAGGUAGAUCAAAGCCCUGGUCCAGCAUCGCCUCCCUGGCAGAAGCUCCCAACAGAGGCACAGGGAGAUCCAUAUGGAGAUGGCAAGCAGGAGGUGAUGCUCCCUCAGGGGCUCUCUUCUGAAGUCCGUCAAGCCUUUUCUGGGGCAAGGUGUAUGGCACAGCAGUUCUUUACCAGCAGAUUUUAAAAACUGAAGGAAGAUGUCUUUUUUCCCCAAAAUCUCUUUCCAACGUGAAGUUGAAGAGUAUCUCACCAACGUGUUCAGAAAUAAUGAGCUUAUCACUGCUUUAGGUACACAGGAGGUAGAGAGAAAAUAUCAAUCUCUGUUAAGUCAUCUGUCUCAUCCACCAUCUUUCACAACUGUUAGAGUUAAUACCCACUUGGCCUCAGUGAAACAUGUGAAAAAAAUGCUGUUUGAAGAAAUCCAGAAGCAAUUUAAAGGACUAUGUGUUCCAGUUCUUGAGCACCCGAAACUCCAGGACAUCUUAUUAAUUCCUGUCAUUGGACCCAGGCAAGAUUUAAAAAAACAUGCGUCUGAAGUAAUUGUUGGAGCCCACUGUGGAUACGCAGUGCUUCGAGGAGCACACGUUUAUGUCCCUGGAAUCAUAUCGACCUCAAGAUUUAUGAAAGCUGGAGAUCUGGUCUCAGUGUAUUCAGAUAUUGAAGGGAAGUGUAAAAGAGGAGCCAAAGAAUUUGAAGGAGUCAAAGUUUUCCUUGGAAAUGGGAUUUCAGAACUGAGUCGCAGUGAAAUCUUUAAUUCCAGUGGCCCAUUGAAUGGGAUGGGCGUAAGAAUGAUAGAGCCAGUCUACCUUAGUCCUUCCUUUGACAAUGUGCUCCCUAGUCAUUUGUUUUUACAGAACUUGCCUUCUGUGGUUGUGAGCCAUAUUUUAAAUCCUCAACCAGGAGAGAGAAUUUUGGAUAUGUGUGCUGCACCUGGAGGAAAAACAACCCAUCUUGCAACAUUAAUGCAUCAACACGGACAAGUGGAAGCCAUGGACAAGAUAGCUAAGAAGGUCAAAAAAAUUAAGCAGAAUGCUGAAUUGCUUCAGUUGAAUUGCAUUAAGGCAUUUUGCUAUGACGGAACAAAGGCACUUUCAGUUGAGAAGAGAGAGGAUGAACAAGAAGGACCUCCAUUCUUACCAGAGUCAUUUGAUCGAAUUCUUCUUGAUGCUCCAUGUAGUGGGAUGGGACAGAGACCAAACAUGGCUUAUUCCUCAACUCUAAGGGAAGUGACCUCUUACCAGCCACUACAGCGCAAGCUGUUCACUGUGGCCGUGAAAUUGCUGAAGCCAGGAGGUGUUUUAGUAUAUAGCACAUGUACAAUUACACUCUCUGAAAAUGAGGAGCAAGUUGCUUGGGCCCUGAAAACUUUUCCGUGCCUCCAGCUUCAACCCCAGGAACCUCAUAUCGGAGGAGAAGGCAUGAGGGGAGCUGGGCUGUCGGGUGACCAGCUGAAGCUGCUGCAGAGAUUUGAUCCAGCUGCUGGGACGCUGCAAGGAAUGGAUAUUAAUUCUUUGCAAGAUUCCAGGGAAGAUGAUCUGAUUUCGCUGGCAAAUAAGGACUGUAUAGGAUUUUUUAUCGCAAAGUUUAUUAAAUCGGACAGUAAAUAAGCAUGGAGGAAUGCACCCUGGAAAAAAACCCACUUCUGUGACCAGUUCUAAGAACAGUUCAGACAUGAAGUGUGUUUCUUAGGGCUGCCAUGCCGUUGCCAAGCCAACGGGCUGACAGCAGGGUUGCUAUGGCAGCACCAAAAUCUGCCAGCAGUUCUGCUGGGAAGGAGCCACAGGUUGCAGAGGGGGAAAAAAAAAAAUGGGGGAAGGGGAGUAUCAUUUUUAAGUCUCCAUUUGCUUUUGUGUCUGCAGCAGGUCAGCGUGUGAGUGAGGAGGGUGUGCACCCCUAGGGCUCCCUCUCCUCCCUCACCCCGCUCUCUACAAAAUGCAAACAUAAAAGAGAUGGGAACUACUGUGAAUCCUGGAAAAAGGUAGCUCCUAGGGAGGUUCACCAAUCGUCGAUGCUUCACAAAACACUGUCAGAUUUUUACAAAGAACUGGUUUAUAAAUGGAUACUUAGAACCUCAUUUCUCUUUUAUUUUAAUACAAGCAAGAUUCUCUGUACACAUAGUAUAUACACAAAAUACGAUUAGGCUUUGUAGCAUGUCUUUUAUAGCAGCAUGAAUAUAUUAAACCAUCUCACUCUGGGAAUGUAAAUAAAUAUUGUUUCAACAUCAAA